Messenger RNA from Striga asiatica, 4634 nucleotides. NCBI's taxonomy places the organism in Eukaryota, Viridiplantae, Streptophyta, Magnoliopsida, Lamiales, Orobanchaceae. The record is from the annotation of a GenBank genome assembly.
UCUUGACCUAUUUUAUGCACUAUAUAAAAUUGCCCCGAUAUACAAUUAUAGCGAGGUCGUCGGAGCUUAUUUCCGAUUUUGCCACUUUCGUUUUCAGCCUCUUUCUUUGUCCAGAGCCCAGACACAGAAAACGAAAAGAAAGGCCGCAGAAAAAAAAAAAUAUAUAAGCACAGAAAGAGAAAAAAAGGGGAAAGGAAACCAUAAAAUCUUCUCUCUCACACACAGCCACACUCAUCGUCAACCCCUGCGCCUGGCGCUGUAGUGUACAGUGAAGAAAACCAUUAACUCUAUAUAGCUCGUCUGGUUAAUUAUUGUACCUCGACCUCGAGUAAUUUGCUCGGCAUUUUGCAGCGUUGAGAGUAAUUUUUGCUGUAGCGAAAGGUAGAUCUGAAGUUAAAGUUGCUCCUGUGUUAAAUUCUGCUCCUAAGAAGCUUCAACAAUCGAGCCUUCAUCUGCAUUUCGUGCUAAUGGAAAUGGAAGGGCUUAUGGCAGUAAGAUCAAAAGAAUGGGAGGGCCCAACAAGGUGGACCGAGUACUUGGGCCCGGAUAUAGGAUCCAGGAGUAAUGGUGGAGCGGAAGUUGCAGCGAAUCAAAGCUCAGGCAGUUCAUCCCAGAAGGGUUUGAAUAUGCAGUGGGUGUACCAGCUCACCCAUGUAGCAGAAGGGCUAAUGGCAAAAAUGUAUAGACUUAAUCAGAUUUUGGAUUAUCCUGAUUUGGUAAAUCAUAUCUACUCAGAGGCAUUCUGGAAAGCAGGCCUACUACCAAACCAACCCAAAAUUUGUAUUUUGCUUGAGAAAAAGUUUCCUGAACACCACAGCAAGUUGCAGCUUGAACGGGUGGAUAAGUUUGCACUGGACGUUAUGAACGAUAAUGCUGAGGUUCAUUUGCAGAGCUUGGAGCCAUGGAUUCAGCUGCUUCUUGACUUGAUGGCAUUCCGAGAGCAAUCUCUGCGGCUCAUAUUGGAUCUAAGCAGUACCGUGAUUACCUUGCUGGUUUUGGAGGCUGUGGGCCCUAUUAUCUUCUUAUCUACAGACACGAGGAAGCUGCGAAAUGAGGGUUUUCUGAGUCCAUUUCAUCCUAGAUAUCCAGAUAUACUCACUAACUCGGCGCAUCCAAUGAGAGCUCAAGACCUGGCAAAUGUUACCUCCUACCGCGAAUGGGUAUUAUUUGGAUAUUUGGUUUGUCCAGAUGAGCUACUUAGAGUCACAAGCAUUGACAUUGCCUUGGUUGUGCUGAAGGAAAACCUAGUCCUGUCUUUAUUCAGGGACGAAUAUAUAUUGUUGCACGAUGACUAUCAGUUAUAUGUUUUACCACGGAUACUUGAAUCAAAGAAGUUGGCAAAGUCUGGAAGAACAAGGCAAAAGGAAGCAGAUCUUGAAUACAAUGUUGCAAAGCAGGUAGAGAAAAUGAUAAGUGAAGUUCAUGAGCAAGCAUUAUACACCUGUGAUGCUAUACACCACGAAAGAAGAAUAUUGUUGAAGCAGGAGAUUGGAAGGAUGGUUCUCUUCUUUACUGACCAACCAAGUUUGUUGGCUCCUAAUAUUCAGAUGGUGUUUUCUGCCUUAGCCUUUGCACAGAGUGAAGUACUAUGGUAUUUCCAGCAUGUUGGGAUAGCGACUUCUAAAUCCAAAACUGCUCGAGUUGUGGCAGUAGAAACUGAUCCAAAUGAUCCAACUAUUGGGUUCUUAUUGGAUGGAAUGGACCGUCUUUGCUGUCUUGUCCGCAAGUAUAUUGCAGCCAUCAGAGGCUAUGCCUUGUCAUAUCUAUCGUCCUGUGCUGGUAGAAUCCGCUUUCUGCUGGGUACCCCUGGGAUGGUGGCUCUCGACCUAGAUUCUACAUUGAAGGGACUUUUCCAAAGGAUGGUUCAGCAUCUUGAAAAUAUACCAAAACUUCAGGGUGAAAAUAUUUCGGCUAUCACCUGUGAUUUAUCUGAAUUACGCAAGGAUUGGCUAUCCAUAUUGAUGAUUGUGACUUCUGCUCGUUCAUCUAUUAAUAUUAGACAUUUGGAGAAAGCUACGGUAUCUACAGGUAAAGAGGGCUUAUUAUCUGAAGGGAAUGCGGCACACAAUUGGUCCAGAUGUGUUGAUGAGCUUGAAACUCAAUUAUCGAAGUAUGGGAGUCUGAAGAAACUUUACUUCUAUCAUCAACAUCUUACAACUGUUUUCCGUAACACCAUGUUUGGUCCUGAGGGUCGUCCGCAACAUUGUUGUGCCUGGCUUGGUGUUGCUAGCAGCUUUCCAGAAUGUGCAUCACCUAUUGUUCCAGAAGAGGUGACGAAAAUUGGCCGAGAUGCAGUUCUAUAUGUUGAAUCUCUUAUUGAAUCCAUCAUGGGUGGACUGGAAGGUUUAAUAAAUAUUCUCGACUCAGAAGGAGGAUUUGGCUCAUUGGAGAUGCAGCUUAACCCUGAACAAGCGGCGAAUCUUAUGAACUUAACAUCCAGAGUAUCUGUCCCUUCAAUAAAAUCUCCAAGAGCUCCGUACAAUAUUCAUUUGCCGGGUUAUGAGAGCUAUCCAGAAAAUAACAGUUCUAUCAAAAUGUUAGAAGCUGCAAUGCAGAGAUUAACAAAUCUUUGUUCAGUCUUGAAUGACAUGGAACCUAUAUGUGUUCUAAACCAUUACAUGCGAGAAUGUAUCCUCGGCAACUUCAAGCGUCGACUCCUCACUGUGCUGAAAACCGAUUCCGAUCUCCAGAGGCCUUCCAUCCUCGAAUCUCUCAUCCGCAGGCACACCUCAAUAGUCCACCUGGCAGAGCAACACGUCAGCAUGGACCUCACCCAAGGCAUCCGUGAGAUCCUCCUCGCCGAGACCUACUCUGGCCCCGUCUCAUCUCUCCAGCUGUUCGAAAAAUCCCCCGAGCAGCAGCAAACCGGUUCGGCAACUGAGGCCGUUUGCAACUGGUACAUCGACAACAUUGUUAAAGACAUCUCAAAUGCAGGCAUUCUCUUCGCCCCUCUCCACAGGUGCUUUAAAAGCACGAGGCCCGUCGGUGGCUAUUUUGCCGAGUCAGUCACUGAUCUCCGUGAGCUAAAAGCGUUUGUCCGCACGUUCGGAAGCUAUGGAGUCGACAGGCUGGACAGGAUGCUGAAGGAGCACACGGCCGCACUCCUCAACUGCAUAGACACGACUUUGCGCGCGAAUCGAGAAAAUCUCGAGGCGGUGGCUGCAAGCAUGCACGCUGGGGAUCGGGUGGAAACGGAAGUAAAUAUAAAGCAGAUUGUUGACAUGGACACGAUGGUGAGGUUCUGUAUCCAGGCUGGCCAGGGGGUAGCCUUUGGUGCCCUGCUGGCGGAAGCUUCCGGAGGUGUGCUUAAGGAAGGUGCGCCUCUGAUAUAUUCGCUUCUAGCGGGAGUGGCGGGGAAUCUGCCGGACGAGAUACCCGAGAGGAGGGAGGUGAGGAGAAUGAGGAGGGUGGCGAGUAUAGUGAAUGGUGUCGGGUAUCGUGAUUUCGAGUGGAUUAGGUCGAUUUUGGAUGAGGUAGGGGGAGCGAACGACGGGUCGUGGAGCUUGCUGCCGUAUUUGUUCGCCACUUUUAUGACGUCGUCCGUGUGGAACACAACUGCGUGCAUAUGUGCUGUGAUAGCAGGAAGUGAAUUUGUCAGACUUGAAAGAGAAUAUCGGCAGCAGCAGCAGAGAGAAUCUCAUUCAAAUGGUCACAUGGGUGAGUCAUUGGAUCUCGAGACGCAGAGCUAUACGUCGAUAGAGGCAAGCAUAAAGUCCACAAUGCAGCUUUUCAUCAAGUUCUCCGCCGGAAUUAUUCUCGAGUCUUGGAAUGAAAGCAAUAGGUCCCACCUCGUGGCAAAGCUGAUCUUCCUCGAUCAAGUGUGCGACAUCUCACCGUACUUACCGCGAAGCUCCUUAGAAUCCCACAUACCUUAUGCCAUCCUACGAUCUGUAUACACCCAAUACUACUCCAACUCGUCAACUCCGCUCGCACUAUUGAAUCUUUCGCCACGUCAUUCUCCCGCCAUGUCACUCGCGCACGCUUCACCCUCGAUGAGGCAUCAUCAUCCACGUGCUGACUCGACCCCACAGUUGCAAACCAAUGACUCGGGCUAUUUCAAGCCCUCGUCUGCUCACGGGCCAGACCACUAUGAGGCCGAUGGUUUUGGGCCGAAAAGCAAUUAUGAUGCCAGAAACAGAAAUGGCAGGCGGUCGGGCCCAUUGGGCUACAGCUUAAGCAACAAGUCGAAGUUUGUGGAGGGGUCCACGUCGGGCAGCACGGGCCCAAGCCCGUUGCCGAGAUUCGCCGUGUCGAGGUCAGGCCCGUUAUUGUACAAAUAGUUAUAUCUGAGACUUGUGAGUUUGGAGUAUGUGUUGGGUACUUUGUCUAGUUGAACCAGUAGUGUUUAUCAUUCUCUUUGCAGUGAUAUAUCUAAUAAUUAUGUAGCUCCUUAUGCAACAAUAUAGAUAAAGCUUUCACUAUUUUUUUUGGCACUGGUUCUUGUUUUUUUCUUUUUAAUAAUUUUAUUUGUUUUCUAAUCUUUGAUGAAUUGUCACCUUUAAAAUUUGACGGGUAGAAUUUGUAAGAGAUGGUUAGAUUUGUACCUGAUCAGUGUAAUAUUUUUGUUACUAUUUUUUCCUUUUAUUUUUAAUAUUUUUUCCUUGGGUCUUUUAGUGUAAAGGGGGGAGGUUGUG